ACAAAUCAGCCCAUCCCCUUCAAUUUCCCAAGUGGUCCUCCUUCUCCAUUAAUACAAUUGAUACCUCCCAUUCUUAUCCUGCACUCUCAUAUUUUCUCUCUACUACCUUUCUAUUCCUGUGCACCAACUAUUUUCCUUCUCCCUAAUUGGAAAAAAGUUGUAUUAAACUGAAAAAUAAAAACGCAGCAAAUAAAAAAGAAAUAUGUCAGUUUCAGAUUUACCUUCAGAAGUGUGGAGCAAAGAAGAAGAAAAAGCUUUUGAAAAUGCAAUUGCAAUGCACUGGGUUGAGGAUUCUGAACAACAAUGGGAGAAAUUUGCUGCAGUGGUCCCCACAAAAACCAUUGACGAAAUCAAACGACAUUAUCAGCUCCUUGUUGAUGAUGUUGCAGCCAUUGAUGCUGGUCACGUUCCACUUCCCAAUUACAUAGGAGAAGAAUCUUCUUCCUCUUCAAAUAAGGAAACCAAUUUAGGUUAUUCUGGGUCAGUGGACCGACGCUCCAAUUGUGGUUAUGUAAAUGGAUUUUCGGGUCCAACACAUGACCCGAUUGGCCAUUCUGGUAAAGGAAAUUCUAAGGCUGAACAAGAAAGACGAAAGGGUAUUCCUUGGACUGAAGAAGAACAUAGGUUAUUUUUGCUAGGUUUAGACAAAUUUGGGAAAGGAGAUUGGAGAAGUAUCUCAAGGAAUUUUGUGAUAUCAAGAACACCAACACAAGUGGCUAGUCAUGCCCAAAAGUACUUUAUUCGUUUAAAUUCAAUGAAUAGAGAUAGAAGAAGGUCAAGUAUUCAUGAUAUUACAAGUAUUAACGGUGGAGAUGUAUCAAUUCAUCAGGCUCCUAUUACGGGCCAACAGCCCAAUCCAAAUCCAUCAAAUCCAGCUGCACUUGGGCCCAAUAUCAAGCAUAGAAACCAGCCCAAUAUGCAUGGUUUCAGCAUGUACGGUGCUCCGAUGGGACAUCCCGUCGCUGCUCCGCCCAGUCACAUGGCGUCCGCCGUCGGAACUCCAGUUAUGCUUCCUCAUGGACACCAUCCUCCUUAUGUUCUUCCAGUUGCAUAUCCCAUACCGCCGCCGCACCCGCCACCUAUGCACCAGUAAAUUGUGCAUAUUACUCGAUUUUUUUUUUUCUAAUUCUAUAGACUAUAGAGUCAUAACAUAAAUGUUUUUUUAGCUGCUGGUGAAACUGAAUUUUUGAAAGGCUCCUGCCUUGUUUUAAGUAUCUUUUAGUUGUUCCAAUUGUUCUUUUUUAUGCAAUUGAGAAAUUUGUAAAUACUAGAGUUUAGUUUCUA
Molecule: messenger RNA, 1284 nt
Organism: Nicotiana tabacum (common tobacco)
Lineage: Eukaryota; Viridiplantae; Streptophyta; Magnoliopsida; Solanales; Solanaceae
Product: transcription factor MYBS1
Molecular function (GO): DNA binding
Source: RefSeq, a predicted model, not a curated record